This is a messenger RNA of Hylaeus volcanicus, 3276 nucleotides long. Its product is annotated as protein lin-54 homolog. The transcript has 13 exons. Gene Ontology annotation, biological process: regulation of DNA-templated transcription. Gene Ontology annotation, cellular component: nucleus. The coding region runs from base 158 to 2629 and encodes 823 amino acids. The record is from RefSeq and is a predicted model, not a curated record. NCBI's taxonomy places the organism in Eukaryota, Metazoa, Arthropoda, Insecta, Hymenoptera, Colletidae.
ACGAGAAUGUAAUCAACGUGGACUCGCAUAUUUUAAUACUAAACGACCUUUGGGUCUGUUUGUACACAGCGGUGCGUAGUGCACUGUGGGACAGCAAUGGUGGGCGCGUGAUUUUGAACAAAUUCGUGCUAUCGAGGGAACACCCAGGAACGUAAUCAUGUCUAUAAAUAAAGGGCAGAAUGUUAGAGCUUUGGUUGAACCAUUAGCUCUUGAUUCACGUACACUUGGAGAUGGAGACUUGAGUGCAUUGACUCUGUCGCAUAAUAACGAACAAUAUUCUAACGACUUUGAGGCAUUUGCAAACAUUCAAGCUGAAUUGGAAUGUAUGAAUGCUGAAGAAGUUAUGACAACAGAGGAGGAGCAUAUAAUAGUUGAACGUAGUAUUGAGAAUGAAAUGAUUGUACCUGAUGUGGAUAUGGCUGAAGUAUCAGAUCAAGUUCAAGGAGAACAUAUUAUCUAUACAACAGCUAAUCAGAAUAAUCAAAAUAUUAUAUUCCAAACAAAGCCAACAUUGCAGAGGCUUCCAGCAUCUACAGUGCAGGUAAAGUCAAAUGUUGGUCCAGCGACACAAAGCCAGUCUAUUAUGAUAGUAUCUCCUGCUGGUGGUCAAGGCACAAGCCAAAUUUUAAAAAUUUCCCAUCCAUCAACAGCAUCAGCUGGUCAAUUACAGUCGUUAGCUCAGACUCUCAUAGCAAAGUCUGCUGAAGGAAAUAUAGUUCAAUUGAGAUCAGCACAACCUAAGCCUGUAAUGGCAACUAGCCAUUCGGGAAGCAUUACAUUAGGAAAUGUUCACAAUGCAAAAACAGUUCAAUCAGCUAUAAAGCGAUCUGCGCAGGGUUCUCAACAAAAUCGAAAUGUAUAUACAAAGAUGAUAUUAGCUGGAAAUCAAGCACAAUCAGGACAGCAAGUUCUUAUAACUAGUUCACAGAAUGAAAAUCAGCAAACACAAGCAAUAAAAUUUAUAAAUAAUAGUGUAUCGAGUCAAGAUGUCACAGCUCCAACGAAAACUAUAACAUUGGCACAAGCACAGCAAAUGGGAUUACUUCCUACUAAUAAAGUUCAACACAUUCUACCCUCAUCACCGCAAAACAAAGGAAUAAUUGUUAAUAAACUAGUGCAAUCAUCAAAUACUCAACCGACUAAAAUGACUAUAGUUCCAAGCAGUACAAUUAAAUCCCCUACAAAAAUAUUACCUGCUCCAACAUUGAGUACGCAAGUCAAAUCAUCGCUUUCGAAUCAACAGUCCACGUUUUCUUCCUCUAAUAAAUCUAUUCAACAAAAUCCACAAAAAGUGAUUAUACGACAGAGCUCUUUAAAACCUGGAACUGUGCUUGGAAGUGGACAAGUUAUUAGAAUACCAGCUAAUCAAAAUAUCGUUACUGGAUCUAAUCAAGUACAUCAAAUACAAAUGCCAGGAAGACAAGUGCAAUAUGUAAGAUUAGUUAGUACUCCAUCAUCUGGAACUACGAAUGUCGUUACUGUGGGGAAAACGAAGUCACAAACAAGUUUGCAAACUGUCGGUGUCAGUCAGAAAAUAGGAAAUCAACAACAAAUUGUCAAGGUAGUUCCAUUAAAUACUAGUAAUCAAUCGUUAAGAACAGUUGCACCUAAGGCUACGUUAACGAGUGGCAAUCAAAGAUUAUUAAUUCCCGCGACUGCAAGUGUAGGUAAUCAAUCGAAAAAUGCGGUAGCAAUUCCGGCAUCGGCUUUGAGCCAAUUAGCAUCUGGGCAGGCAGUCCUUUCAACUAAUUCAAAUAUGGGAAACAUUGUAGUUUUACCAGCUCAAUAUAUUCAGCAACAGUCAACGGACGAAGUAAAAAUGAAACCUCAAGUUACGCCCAGUUUGUUAGGAAAUUCACAAAGCUUACAAAGUUCUACAGGAAGUUUAUCUGUAGGAUCUAUCGUAGAAAGUAAAAGUUCUCAAAGAUCCUACGCUAGCGUCGAGCCUAAUGGUAUUAGGCCGAGAAAAGCGUGUAACUGUACUAAAUCGCAAUGUCUUAAAUUAUAUUGUGAUUGUUUCGCUAAUGGAGAGUUUUGUCAUAUGUGUAACUGCAAUAAUUGUUCUAAUAAUCUUGGAAAUGAAGAAGAGAGGCAACGCGCUAUCAAAUCUUGUUUGGAACGUAAUCCAAAUGCAUUUCGUCCAAAAAUUGGCAAAGGCCGCGAGACUGGUGAUGAUAUACGGAGACACAAUAAGGGUUGUAAUUGUAAACGUAGCGGAUGCUUAAAGAAUUAUUGUGAAUGUUACGAGGCUAAGAUACCCUGCUCUGCUAAUUGCAAAUGCAUAGGAUGUCGAAAUGUUGAAGAACCUAACUUAGAAAAGAAGUCCCUAAAGGACCUAGCAGAGGCAGCUGAAGUUAGGACGGCACAACUUACGUUAAAUAAAGCGAAAUUACAAUUAUCGGAAAUGGCUUUUAGACCGCCUGCUGCAUCAAAUACUGGCGCGAGACAACCAUUCAAUUUCUUGACCGAUAAAGUAGUAGAAAUAACGUGUCAGUGCUUAAUGGCACAAGCUGACGAAGCGGAGCGGAACAUGUUCGACGAUGAAACAUCUCAAAGACUUAUAAUCGAAGAAUUCGGCCGUUGCUUGAAGGAAAUCAUCGAGUCAGCGCAUAAAGCUGAAGCUACCUAGCAGGUACAUUUUCAGGAAAAGUGUAAUGGUGAAAGUUUUCGGUUCUCGCGCGCGUAUGCAGCAGUUAGAAAAUUGGAAACAUUAAUUGUUGGUACUUCCUAAUCUAAUAAUUUGGACAUAAUAAUUACGAAGCAAAAUAAAGUGUUAUAUACCAAAGAUAAUGGUAAAUAUGCUACAACAUAAUACGUUCAACCGAUUGUUAUUAUUACUAAAUGAAUAUGUAAAGAAGAAAACUAUUUUGUAUGCAAAAAAUAAUUUAAUUUACUUACUCUUCAAAUUAAUUUUGUAUAAUAUCAUUAAUAUACGAUUAUGUGGAGUUGACAAAGUUUGUAACUUAAUUAUUUUCGUUUUUAUUUAAACGAGAUGAAAGUAACUUUGAUACGAAAUUAUGUACAUUGUCUUUCUAUGUAACAAUUUGUAAAAAGAAAAUUAAAAGUAACACGGUUGAAUGCAAUAUGUUAAUAAGAUUUGUAACAAAAGUUUAUAACAUUCGAUGGUACAAAAAUUGUUUAUAUAUUUGUCGCCCACAUUUGAAAAAUGAAGAUUUUAUUGAAAAUUUAGGUAAGAUGCUAAAGUAGAAGGUAUAGAUUUGCGCAUCUAUUAGGUAGUAUUGGUAUACUAAUCAUAUUUUUAUUUUAUAUCAUGUG